This is a messenger RNA of Microcebus murinus (gray mouse lemur), 5577 nucleotides long. The record is from RefSeq and is a predicted model, not a curated record. NCBI's taxonomy places the organism in Eukaryota, Metazoa, Chordata, Mammalia, Primates, Cheirogaleidae.
GCGGCGGAGGUGGGGCCGCGCCCGGCGGGCCGGGCCUGGGCUGGAGCCUGGCGGGAUUCCCUGCCGGAGCCGCAGCCGCAGCGAGAGCCGCAGCCGGAGCCUCCGGGAGCCGGAGCUGAAGCACCGGCGCUGCCGAGCCGAGCCGAGCCGAGCCGAGCUCGCCGCCUGGCACCGGCUGGCGCGCGAGCCGGCGUGUCACCCUCACCGCCUGGGUACUGGCGGAAGCAGCGAGCCGCAACCCCUCGGGCUCCCCCGGGCGCGGAGCCCUGACCGCCUCUGCUAGGCCUGGUCACGGCCUGAGCACGCAGGAGUUCCGGGGGUCUGGAUCCCCACCCUAACGGACUGGGGACCGAAGAGAAAAAGGAACGAGGAUUCCAUCUUAACAGCACAGCGUGGGCACUAGGCGCGGAGGAGAGUGGAGACCUCACCUGGCACGGGCCAGAGGUGCACGGAGCUUAUUAGGCCGGGCUUGAGCAUCGGAGAGCCUGGCACCUCAGCAGCCACGACCUUGGCUCUGCCCUGUCUGAGCCGACAACACUCCUCUCAGCUCCCAGACCUCGGCUGGCACAAGUAAGCGGUGCUUUCCCUGUCUGAGCCUGGGGACAGGAUCUGAGGAACCAGGAUCUGGCGGGGGGCCUAGAGCUGGUCACUGGGCAGCCCGCCUUCUGCCCCAGUCCCACUGGUGCGGAUGUGCCACUGCCCGCUGGAGCACCAUGACGGCAGGAUGACCUCAGUUGAAGCAGCAGCAGCAGCUGGUGGUGCUCGGGUGGCUAGGCCCCUUGAGUGGCCUCGGGGCAGCCCCCAGACCCUUGGGCAGCCUGGCCAAGCCCGGGUGGCCGUGGCAACACUGGUGUGGCUGCUGGCAGGAGCCAGCAUGUCAAGCCUCAACAAGUGGAUCUUCACUGUGCACAGCUUUGGGCGGCCCCUGCUGCUGUCAGCACUGCACAUGCUGGCGGCAGCGCUGGCAUGCCACUGGGGAGCCCAGCGACCCAUGCCAGGUGGCACCCGCCGCCGAGUGCUGCUGCUCAGCCUCACCUUUGGUACCUCCAUGGCCUGUGGCAACGUGGGCCUGAGUGCUGUGCCCCUGGACCUAGCACAGCUCGUCACCACCACUACACCACUGUUCACGCUGGCCCUGUCAGCGCUGCUGCUCGGCCGUCGCCACCACCCACUACAGAUGGCUGCCAUGGGCCCCCUCUGCCUGGGGGCUGCCUGCAGCCUGGCUGGAGAGUUCCGGGCACCUCCCACCGGCUGUGGCUUCCUGCUGGCGGCCACCUGUCUGCGAGGUCUCAAGUCUGUUCAGCAGAAUGAGGAAACUGCCACCUGGCUUCGGAGGAGGCAGAAACUGAGGCUCAGCAAGGGUCAACAGCUCAGUGAGUUCCAGGGCCCAAACUGAGGCUCUGGAGGCCCAAUCAGUAUUCGAUAGCAGUUGCCAGUGAUCUGUGUCCCAUACUUUGUCAAGCCCUUUGUCUCUCAGAUCCCCCUACUGCCCCUGAUCAAGGUAGGUACUAUAUUGUCCCCAUCUGAUAAAGAGAUGCAGGGGCUUGCCGUGAGCCAUGUGGCCAGAGAGCAGCAGAAGCAAGAUUUGAACUAGGCAGUCAGACUCCUGUUGUCCAAGUGAUGUAGAGAGGAAAAAGAGCGAGAGCCAGGCCUUGGGCUGGGGUUUGGAAGGCAAGGGCUUCAACUAGGACUGGAAAAACUGAUGUUUACUGGGAGCUACAGUGUGCUGAGUGUUGAACUUGAGUUGUCAUGGCAACCACCACCUUCAUCCCCAUUUUACAGAUGAUGGGACUGAGACCCAGAGAGGUUCAUGAUUUGCACAUGGUCACAUGGCUCCUACGGACUUGAAGCCUGGUCUGUGUGACUCCAGACACUGGCUCUGAUGAAAGGGGGCUGUGGGGCUCUGGGCAGGGUAAGGCCAAGGCUCUAGGCCUAGAGCUUGCUAGAUCAUUCUGCCUGAGGGUGGAGGCUGGCUUUCUGCCUGUCCUACUAAGGGGCAUCUGAGUCACAGCCCCCACCCUCUCUCCGCCUUAAACCAAGGAAGGCAUGGGGGAGGCCAGGGCGCCCACUUGGGGUGAGGAGGUCUGCAUUCCAGCCGUAACUUUGCUCAUACUUGCUGGCUGACCUUGGGCAUGUCUGAUCUUAUCUGAGCCUCAGUCUCCCCAUCUGUUCAGUGGAGGAGGGUCAGAGUUGAUGGAGUCCAGAGGGCCUCCUGCUCUCCCCUCUUGCUCCGAGAUACCAUGAUGCAGGCCUGAGAGAAGGAAGGGGAAUUCUGGGGGUGCUUGGCUGGGGUUGGGGGCAGCUAGUAGCCAGAGAAGCUUGAAGUCAGAGUCCAGCCCUGCCCUGGAAUCUUUAGAGCUGGGACCCAGAGGCCCUGUCCCCAUCCUCCCAGGCCAUGGGGCAGGGCCAAAGCCCAGUUCUAUUUUUGCCCACAGGUUACAUGAGAGCUGGGGACUGAGCUGGGGCAUGACUCUGGGCAUGAGUCGGCACUGGGAAACCUGACUCUGUGGGGCCCUCCUGGGCAGGGCCAUGAGGCUGUGAAGGCCCCAGCGUCGAGGCCCACACUGCGCCUCCUGAGGCCAGCGCUCUUCACACAGGGACCCAGGCAGCCCGGCCUGCAGGAGAGGCUACAGCUGGCCAGGCCUCCUACACGUGGGCAAAGAGUGGCACGUGCCUGGCAUCUGGCCACUUCUUGGCUUCUGCCGGCUCCCUCCUUCCCUCCCAAGCCUCAACUGCCUGACUCCUGGGCAGGUCGGGAGUUUGCUCUGGGCUCCCACAGCCUCUCUGCUUCCCCCAUUGUGGCUCUGGAGGCCCUGUCUCAUCCCAUGUGGUCACCUGUCUGCUUCCCACAGGUAACACCUUGGGGCAAUUCUGUGUCCCCAAAACCUCACCUGGGGGCCUUGCACAGAGCAGUACUCGUUAAAUGAUGACAGCUCUGACGGCCGGAUUGAUGGGCUGGUUAGACUGCGUGGCUCAGGGUGCUAAGGAGGGUGCUUAGAGGCUGGAGGUCCCGCUAACAGAGAUGCAGAGACAGAGAGGAACAGACUGGAGCCAGGGGCUGAGAUGGGUUUAGAACAAGAGCAGGUUUCUACUGCCAGGGGCUCCGGGAGAGGGCCAGCCACAGACCAGAGUGUAAAUGGCGGACGCCGGCUCCCUUCCUGAAAGUGGAGUCUGUGGGAGCAGAAGGCAAGAGUCCAGGAAGAGAAGAGCCCAAGCAGCUGUGGGCAGGGCUGGUGGUUCCCCUUCUACGUGGGCUAGUUGCAGGGGAGAGGGGCAAUGCCACCUUCCUACCCACAGCGCGGCUGGGAAGCGGGGUGCCAGCUUGCUGAGCCCAUUCUCAGCGGGCCCCAUGUGUGUCACAGAGCAGCAUGGCUCUGAUUCUGGCCUCUGAGUGCUCAGGCUGGAUUGGGGAGACCACAAUGGGUGAAGGUCUAGAGCCAAGGGAGUCACAGGUAUGGUGGGCACAGUUGCUUCUUCCUGGGGAGCCCUGAGAAGGCUGCUUAGGGGACAAGGUGUGCAGUGAUGAUGAUAACAAUGACGCAAUCAUGACAGCGGGCACUUGUGGAGGCCCCCCCAGGUGCCCAUACUGACGGAGCAGGAAGGGUGCUGUGGGUCUGAGAAACAGGCCGUGCCGGGGCACGGGGUGUCAGCCAGCAGGAGCGGAGUGUGAGGGUCAUGCCAGCUGCCAGGUGAGCAGCUACCACUGGGCAUCAGGCUCUGUGUUCAGCACGUCACAUGCCCCUGUGAGGGGGGUGUUGUUGCCCUCCCCCAUGGCACACAAGGAGACUGAGGCAUGGAGAGAGGGUGACUUGCCUAAUGUCACACAGCUAGUGAAGGAGCAAAGGGGAGAAGGCAGUGGAGUGGACGGGGUUUGCAGAAGGGUCAGUUGCUGGCUGCAGGUGGCAGAAGCUUGAUUCUGAUGGAAGGGGGCGGGGAUUAGCAGGAUAGGGGGCGCUGAGGAGGCAAGAGGACAGGCUGACAUUUUGGGAGCCCCAAGAAGGGGUGAGUCACCCCUGAUAGUGGAUCAAUGCCCUUUCCCUGGGCUGCAGGGAGGGGAGGUGGAGGGCUGGGUGGCAUGCACAGCAAGCCAGGGGAUGGAUGGGGAGGUUAGAACCUUCCUGCCUGGCUGCCUUGCAGAGGGUGAAAUUCACCAAAGGGGAAGUUCACCUGAAACCCCAAACGCCUUCCUGGAACGGGACCUUCCACAUGCAGGCCACACGCAGCUCAUAACAGUGCUAAAUUUGGAGCCAACGAGCAGGAGGUAUUCUGAUUAUCUGUUCAUUUCUAGAAACACUUAUGCUGGAGGAACUGUUGCCUAGAGAACAAAGCCAAACAUCAGAAUGAAAUCAAGAAAGAAGUAAAAUGUCCUAUUCUAAGCGUAGCCUAUGAGUAAGCAUCCCUUUGGCUCCUUGGAAAGUGUGUGUCAGAAAAUGCAGAGAUUCAGAGAGCCCUGGGAGGGAGCCUGUAUUCAUUACUCAUCCCUCUCCACGAAAACUUGGAGUGGGUCCCACGCCAUCAUUGCCCUUGUGCAAAUACCGUCAGUCACCUGGGCUGUAUGUGACUGUGAUCGCUUCUCCUUUGUGAAUUGGUGGGUGGUAGCACAUGGACUCACAGGCACACCCGGGCACACGUUCAAGCACAUGCAUGACGUCAGGGUUCCUCUUUCCUUGCAGAGGUAAAAGGUUUCCUCUUAGUCCUGGAUUCAUCUCCACCAUGUCCCAGUGUUGGUUGCAAAAAAAUGCUGAUUAUCAGUUAUAAACAGUGCGUGUUAGCCAAGAGCCCACAAUGACUUUCUUGUUUCCUUGUCAUUCCCGGGGUCAUAAGCGAAUGAAGCAAUGAAUGGACCAACCAUUUUGACUCAAACAAUUUAUUAUUUGAAAACUCUUCCUCUUCUUCUUUUAACGUAAAGGCCACAUAGCUAGUAAGUGGCAGAGCGAGGACCCUCUGCUGGCCCCUCCCUGCUAUGGGGGCCGGAACUGCAGUGUGGGGUUCUGGUGGGGAUGAUAAGGGCCGAGGCCACAAAAGGUGGUCAGGACCACCGGGUGCAGGGUCUUCACGGCUGUUUUAAGAAUCUAGGACUUUUUCCUCCAGGGCUGGGAUAGCACCUGAAGAAUUUUUCUUUUCUGGAGGCACUUUUUGUGUUUGUCGAUCCUUUGGAUCUCCCAAGCAAGAUGAUUGUUUCAGCCCGUGGGAGAUGGCUUGUAGUAAGAGACUUAUUUAUUUAUUUUACAUUAACUGAGAAUUGGCCUUAUAAGGAUAUGUUCUCUCUUAAAAUCUUGACAACAACCCAUGUGUUAGGCUUUACGAUUAUCCAACUUUCUACAUGAGGAAACCGAAGCUUCCAGAGGCUUCCCGUGCCUCUUGUUGAGAGACCAGGUCACAGCUAAUCAGAAGUGGACACAGGUCACAAACGUAGGCGGUUUGACUCUGAUGCUUGACUGUUGCGUUUCAGAGCAGGAGCCACUAACCCUGGCCGAGGGAUCGGGGUAGGCUUCUUGGAGGAUCGGCCAUGGAGGUCGUACUGGGUUGGCCGAGUGGCAGUUGUCUCCCCCUGGGUGCUGAUGGUCGCUGUCCUGG